This is a messenger RNA of Chara braunii, 1594 nucleotides long. Lineage: Eukaryota; Viridiplantae; Streptophyta; Charophyceae; Charales; Characeae. The record is from the annotation of a GenBank genome assembly.
GGGCCCGGCAAUGGAAAUUUUCUUUCGUAAAAAGCAAAAAAGUCUUCCCGCCUCAUGCAACACAUGUGAUGUAUGCAAGUUCUCUCAACAUCAUCCUGACGAUUUGGAACCACCGUAGCAAUCAUACUACGCGUGUGUGACUCGUUGAAGUAGUCACUUAUUUUCGUUCAUUCGUGCUUCCUAUGCUGUUUUUGUCUGUACUUUCUGCGUUGUGUUGGUGCUUUGUUGACAACAUCGGUGAUGGUUGGGAAUCCGAAUAGGGAUGGUUGUUUCCAAUGUGGCUCAAUGCAUCACUGGGUUCGAGAAUGCCCGCAUCGGGGCCCUGGCUUUCGCCCACCUGCCACGGGCGCCAACGUUGUUCCGACUGGGCCUCCGAUUCUGGCGUUGCCUGCUCCGAGCCCCUCUGCUACGGGUUUGGCUUCUAAUAACGCUGCCUCCUCCUCUUCCUAUGGUCCGUCCUCUUCUAACUUUAGAACUGGUAAUACUGUGGAGGCUGGCAAUCGUUACCAGGCUCGUCCUAACUGGUGGGUGCGUAAUCAGGAAAGGCUCGAUAAGGUCUAUGUUAAAUACGUGGAAGAUACUGAACGGGAAGCCAAGAAGGAGGAGGAGGAAGCUAGAGAGAAGGCCAAAAGAGAAGAGGAGGAGAAAUUGGAAGCAUGGAAAAUGGAGCGUGAGAAGUUUGAGGCGGCAAUGGGUGAGCGAUUAGAGAAGAGGUUGGAGGCGUUAGGUAUUGGUAAAGGGAAAUCAGUGGAAGCGGUCAGCGGGGACUCUACUAUGGAGGAUGUCGCUAAACUACGAAAGGAGAAUGAAGACUUGAAGCGCAAGUUGAGUGAAGCACUGUGCCUUGUUGGUGAUGAUCGAGUUAUGUACUUGCAGAACGAAAUCAUGGAGCUGCGUCGCAAGGUUGGUGAGAAGCAGUUCAAUGAGGAUGUGAUUGCUGCCUUGAAGACCGAGAUUUGUGAGCUUAAGCAGUCAUCCUUUAUGAAGACCAAUUUCGAACAAGAAAUUGCGGGGUUAAGGAAGGAAGUCAAUCUUCUGCGGGAUCAAAAUGAGCGUGCUGUUCUGAAAAUUGAGCAAUGGAAGGAAGAAGCCCUUCAUCCGUGCAACAAGCGGGACAGUGUGGUAUUGCAGACACUGAAUGUUUCCAAUCGAGGUUCACCUAAACCACGAUGGACGGAUAAUGUAAGGGAGGAAGAUAAAUGGAAAGCUGAAUAUAGGAAUCUUCAGAGUCUGCAUCGUCUGGCCAACAUUGAAGCCGAGGCGCUGAAGGAAAAGUGGGCUAAAGCGGAAGCUCGUCGAAUGGAGGCAGAAAAGCAAGUCAAGGUUUUGGAGGAGAAGAUGGGACAGUUGAUGGCUAGUGGGGAGAAAGGUAAUGGGAAGACGGUCGUCAGUCGGGGGUACGAAUCUCAAAGAUCGCCUUGAGGAAGUCGCUCUUCGUUCAGCUAGGAAAGGAGUCAAAGCAACUCCUGGAAGGACUGAAACCAGAGCUACUUCUGCGUCCGUGCACUUGGAAAAGGAGUCAACGCCAAAGCAGGCGACCACGCUUACCAACGAUCGUGCCGAAUUUGUCGAAGAACAAAAGCGGCAGUUGCGA